UACUACACACUCCACUAAAUACUACUACGAGACGUAGACAGACAACAGGUUAAGAAAUCCGAUUUGAAGCACGAGCAAUUUAGUAUUCUUUGAACAGUCGAUUUGUUAAUAGCUUGGUUACAAAUGGCACCGAAACUGUUGUUUGUGUUUGUUGUUAAUUGUCUUCUAUUGCAUGCAUGUUACGCCGGAGAUUCUUACGAUGACCUAAUCAAAGAUAUAUUUACAAGUUCGACAAAUGGACCGAUUAACAAUAAAAAUCAAGGUCAGUCUUUGGACGAAUUGAUAAAUAAUCUCGAUAAAAAUGAUAAUCAAGGAGCCGUUGCACAACCGAUGUAUUGUGACGGCGGUCGCGGCGAAUGCGUUCCAUAUUACUUGUGCGAAAACAAUACAGUUGUCACCGAUGGCACCGGCAUCAUUGAUAUAAGAUUUCAGGAAGACAGUCCUUGCGAUUAUUUGUCGGUCUGUUGUGGCGCAAGUCAUUCUUCGCCAAUUCCGGAAAAAGGCACCAACAGUGGAGGCAUCUCAAGUGGGACAAUUGUUGAAAAACCAAUUUUACCGCCACCAAAGAGUCACAAUGGAUGUGGAUAUCGCAAUAAAGAGGGAGUGGGCUUCAAAAUUACCGGUAAUACUGACGAAUCGGAGUUUGGAGAAUUCCCUCAUAUGGUUGCUAUUUUGAAGGAAGAGGAUGUUUUGGGACAACUUUUGAAUAUUUAUCAAUGUGGGGGUUCAUUAAUUGCGCCAAAUGUUGUCCUUACAGCAGCCCAUUGUGUCCAUACCUAUGUUCAAGCGGCAGAAAAACUGAAAAUUAGAGCAGGUGAAUGGGAUACACAAACUAAAAAUGAGCUUUUCCCGCAUCAGGAUCGAAAUGUCUUGGGAGUUGUCUGUCACAAAGAUUAUUAUAAAGGUGGACUAUUUAACGACAUUGCUCUUCUGUUCAUCGAGCCAGUGGAUUUGACGCAAGACAAUAUUGGAGUAAUGUGUUUGCCACCGCCAGGAUACGAUUUCACGCAUCAUCGAUGCUUCGCGUCCGGUUGGGGUAAGGAUAGUUACGGCAAGGAAGGCAAAUACCAGGUGAUACUCAAAAAAAUUGAACUUCCAAUUGUUCCUCAUCAUGCGUGUCAAGACGCUUUGAGAAAAACUCGACUAGGACCGCGAUUCCAGCUUCACAAUAGUUUUGUUUGUGCUGGCGGCGAACCGGGCAAAGACACGUGCAAAGGCGAUGGUGGAUCUCCAUUAAUUUGCCCAAUUCCUGGAACAGACCGUUAUUUCCAAGCUGGAAUCGUUGCUUGGGGUAUUGGUUGUGGCGAACACGGAGUACCCGGAGUCUACGCAUCAUUGUCCGUUUUGCGAGAUUGGGUCGAUGAACAAAUGCACGCAAAUGGAUUGAACACUCAUUCUUAUACUUAUCAAUAAUUUUUUUUUUAUUUUUAAAUAAAAUAAUUUUAUCUUUUAAUUCUUUUAUUAUUCUGUUUAAUUAAAAAAUAAAAUUACAAGAAAAAAGA
Messenger RNA from Culicoides brevitarsis, 1502 nucleotides. Its product is annotated as phenoloxidase-activating factor 2-like. Gene Ontology annotation, biological process: proteolysis. The coding region runs from base 124 to 1413 and encodes 429 amino acids. Gene Ontology annotation, molecular function: serine-type endopeptidase activity. Lineage: Eukaryota; Metazoa; Arthropoda; Insecta; Diptera; Ceratopogonidae. The record is from RefSeq and is a predicted model, not a curated record. The transcript has 9 exons.